Molecule: messenger RNA, 1831 nt
Organism: Nelumbo nucifera (sacred lotus)
Lineage: Eukaryota; Viridiplantae; Streptophyta; Magnoliopsida; Proteales; Nelumbonaceae
Product: transcription factor bHLH51-like
Biological process (GO): regulation of DNA-templated transcription
Molecular function (GO): protein dimerization activity; DNA-binding transcription factor activity
Source: RefSeq, a predicted model, not a curated record
GAUCCAUGGGAUUUAGAAUUUUUAUUCCUAUAGGCUGUGGUUUCGGCCUUUUCGGGGUCUGGGAAGUAGCUUAGCAGCUGCGUUUGUUGCAGAGGGUUGUAGCUACUGUAAUCUCUAACUAUUUGGGUGCAGCGAUGCCUUAGGCCCUUAGCUAUGGCACCGUUAAAAAUGGAACCCUGCUGUUCAGAAACAGACUCUGUCAGUGGUAUUUGUGUUUUGCCUUACACGUUAUCUUUAGGUUGCUUUUCUUAAACCUGCGGUCCUCAAGUGGUAGAUGCUGAAGGAGAUUGGAAGGCCUACUCGCCAAGAAAUUUUUAUAGGUGAUCAGUCAUACACGAUUGGAUGAUCCCAUUUUCCAACCAUCCAUAUCAAUUGAUUCUCUGCUUCGAUCAGAUAUUGCAAGGAAGGAAAAGCAGCAUCCUUCCUCGUCACCUCUAGGAGGGGGGGGGGAGAGAGAGAGAGAGCACCUUCUCUCUCUAAAUUCUGGCCAUAUGGGGUGGGUUUGGUAAAUUAUCCAAGUGAUUUAGGUUCAUCUUUGACAGAAAAAGGGUGGCAGCAGAAAGCAGUUGAGGUGACGGGUGGAUAAGGCCAAGUUCAAAUUUUCAUUUGACCAAUAAAACUUCACUAGCCAUCAGUCAACAAUCACACUCAUACCAUCAAUAAAUGAAAAAUUAAACCACCAUAAUUUUGCAUCUGUACUGGGAUUGGGGGACUCCCUGCUCCAGUGCUCCCUAGUACUGCUAUGUGACUUGUAGCAUCGGAUGCUUUAGCAAAGUAGGGACAUUUUAAGUUUGAUUUUAGGGUUUCAAGUGUAGCUGUGUUCAUGGAGAGGUGCUAUCUUCCUGCCUUGCCUGAAGAGGCAUGUUUGCUUCAAUACCAUGCACUUAAUGUUGGACCCUUUCUCCUUCGAUGGCCGCCUCCGUCGCCUCUCAUGCCUCCUCACGACUCUGCUUCUUUCCCGGUUCAUGGGCUUCCUCCGUCGUCUUUGUUCAUGGAGGAGAUUGCACAAGAUAGAGCUACCGCUGCUUCUAAGAGCCACAGCCAAGCAGAGAAACGCCGUCGAGAGAGGAUCAACUCACACCUUACCACUCUCAGGAAACUUAUUCCACGGUCUGAUAAGAUGGAUAAAGCUGCUCUAUUAGCCAGUGUAAUUGAUCAUGUGAAGGAUCUAAAGAGAAAAGCAGUUGAGAUCAGCCAAGUUUUCACAAUUCCCAAAGACGUUGAUGAAGUCAUUGUCGAUUGCGAUCGAAGUGUAGAACCCACUACCACUGCCACCACCACCACCGCCACCAACGACGACGACAACAACAACAGCAAAAAUGGUUUUUUCAUCAAGGCUUCUCUUAGUUGCGAUGACCGCCCAGAACUUUUCACGGAUCUCAUUCAAGCCCUCAAAGGGUUGAGGUUAACAACAGUAAGAGCAGAAAUGGCUACUAUGGGUGGAAGGAUUAUAAAUGUUAUGGUCCUUUGCACCAAAGAUUGUCAAGAGGGUGUGUGCUUAAGCUCCCUCAAACAGUCUCUUAAGGUGGUUUUGAAUAGAAUUGCUUCUACAUCGAUGGUGUCGAUGAAUGGCCGUUCAAGCAAGAGGCAAAGGAUCUUGUUGCCAUCAUAUUACUCAGAGAGUUACAGCGAUCACCAUGAACCUUCUUAUGUGUAAUAAUUGUCAGAUUUCUGGAUUUAUCGUUUGUAUUUGAUGUUUUGAUUUUUUUUUUCUUUACAUCUUUUGGAUAUUUUGUUUUUCUUUCUCGCUUGCAUAUAUGAACAUCUGUCGCUCUCCUGGUGUGUUUCCAACCGAGUACUUAGCUUUAAUAUAAUUUCAUAUUAAUCUUUC